Theileria annulata is the source of this 1173-nucleotide messenger RNA. RefSeq lists its product as uncharacterized. The record is from RefSeq and is a predicted model, not a curated record. The coding region runs from base 1 to 1173 and encodes 390 amino acids. The transcript is spliced from 4 exons. Lineage: Eukaryota; Apicomplexa; Aconoidasida; Piroplasmida; Theileriidae. Gene Ontology annotation, biological process: rRNA processing.
AUGAUAAAUACUGUGAUUUUGAGAUUUUCAAGAACUUCCAUAAAUAAUUUUAAAACUAAUAAAAAUUUUAAAAAUUUAAACAAUAUUAUUAACAUUACUGAGGAUGUUAGUUUUCAUAAAAAGCAAAAUUCCUCUCAAUUCCCCCUAAACAACAGAUGGGUUAAAAAUAAUGAAAUACAAAAUUCUCAAGAUUCUUCCAACAAACUAAAGAACUCUGAUAUUGAGAAAUAUAAUUUUAAGGAGGAUUUGGAGGAAAAAUUGGAAUUUGAGAGCUUAAAGCCUAACCCGAGAUACCAAGAUUUAACCCACGAGGAACGCCAAUAUAUACAGGAGCUCACUUCUAAAGCAAGAAUUAGCGACCCUUACAAUUCAUUAAACGUUAAUAAAGUCAAAGUUGAUCCGAUUCGUGACGCUAAAACUAUAUUAAAGGAUAUUUCAUCAGAACAUAAAAGUGAAAUGUAUAAUGAAAUUGAUGAGUUGGAGGAAAAUAAUGGACUGGAUAAUAAAUUAGUUGAACAAAAUAAAUUCGAUGAAAUUGUUUCAAAAAUUAGAACUAAAAUUAGAUUAGAGAAAAAAUCCAAUUCACUCAUUAAUAAACUCACAAUUCCCAAUGUCAAUGGUGAAGUCUUGGAUCCGAUAAAGAAGCAUGUAUUGAGGAGGGCAGCUAGAAUUAGUACAAUGCUACACACUCAUAUUGAGCAAUUAUUAACAUGUAAUAAACCAGAACUGUUAUAUACCCAUUUAAACGGAGCAUCAAUUAGUAUUAAUCACGUAGAAAUGCCAACUAGUAAGAGCACAGUCAAGUGUUAUUAUAAUAUAAUAUCAAAACACGAUCCUGAAGAGGUCCAGAAAGGAUUAGAUAAGGUCUCAUCAAGGUUAAGGUUCAUGAUAGCAAGGAAGCUUGAGUUGGGUUAUACACCUCCAAUUAGGUUCAUCAAGUACAAUCGAAACGAGUUUGUUAAUGUAAAGAAGAAAUCCCAGUUAUUGGAAUAUGCAUAUAAUAUGCCCCUGGAAUUAAAUUCACGUGCAAUUGAUAAGGGUAAUACUAAGGAAGAUUCCACAGUAUACAAUAAUGAAGAGGAAAAAAUACAAAUAAGGGAUGGUGAUAUAAGUGAUGAAAUGAGCAGGGAAAUUCAAGAAUCAUUUCACAGGUGUUAUUAUGGUUAUACUUAA